AUGGGUGACGCCAAUGGAGAGGCCCCGCUGGGCAUAUGGGCGCAGCGCAAGGAAGCGCGGCGUAAUAUGUACGCGACCAGCACGGACCAGGUGCGCGUACACCGGCGUGGACUGGGGUCGUCGUCUUCCUCGAGCGCCGCUGCGAUGUGCCAGAAGUGUCUGCGACCAGGACAUUGGACGUACGAAUGCAAGAACGAGGCCGUAUACGUGCAACGGCCGUCGCGCUCGCAGCAGCUGCGGAACCCCAAGCUGCGCCAGCCUUUCAACAAGGAUAAACCCCCGGAGUUGCUGGAUAAAGAGCAUCAAAAGGCCGAGAAGGGAAAGAAGCUCAAGCUCAAGCUCAAGGACAAAGCCAAAGCCAAGAAAAAAUCGAAGACCAGCUCGCGAUGUGAGCGGCGCCGUAGCGUCAGUAGCAGUGGCAGCAGCAGUGGCAGUGAUUCAUCUUCAUUGGAUUCGUCAUCUUCUGACUCGGACAGCUCGGACUCGGACUCGUCCAGUGACAGCUCUUCUUCGUCGUCUGGGUCAGACUCGGACUCGUCGGGUAGUGACAGCGACGGCUCGGCGUCCUCGUCAAAUAGUGACCGUAGCUCACGGAGAAGACACCGCUCCAAGCGUCGACGUAGGGACUAG
Messenger RNA from Phytophthora nicotianae INRA-310, 630 nucleotides. RefSeq lists its product as hypothetical. The record is from RefSeq and is a predicted model, not a curated record. NCBI's taxonomy places the organism in Eukaryota, Oomycota, Peronosporomycetes, Peronosporales, Peronosporaceae. Bases 1 to 630 code for a protein of 209 amino acids. The transcript has a single exon.